CUUAUACCUACUCUCAAACAAAAAAUUAACCUACUCUGCAGCAAUCAAGUAACAUUACAGUACAUAGACUAGACAAUUUAGACAUCCUUUGUAAUGUUACCGAUUGUACCAAGAAAACAAAAAUGAAAUGCUUCGCCGCGAACAUGAUGGACGGACAUUAACACCCGCAGACACAAUGUGAGAACGCGGCUAAAAAUAAAGGUUCAACGCGGCUGCGGGAACGCCCAACGCUACCGAAAUACCAGCAUUGCAUGCCGACUGUGCGGCGCAUCGGGACCUAAACUAGUUCUGUGAAAUAGUUGUUCAAAUUCUUGAAGAUUUUGAACUUUUCGAUAUGAGUAUCGAGCGCGCUCGGGCCUGCGUCGGGCCCUCGCCCGUCACCAAGCGCCUAUGCGCUACCAUUGUGUUUUUCAUCGGCGUAAUCUGUGUUUUUGGAGGUUAUUUAUUAUGCCGCAUGUCGCGAAACGAUGUGAAGAGGAGCAACGAAAUCGUAUCAUUCAACUUGACGAUCGCAGCUGAGAAUUUGUACAAAAAAGCGAAGAGAAUUUCGCCGAAAGCCGUCCUUCACAACGAUCCGGAGAAGGUGACGGCGAGACUCCUGGACAUCUUUAACUGCACGCAGGCGGACUGUGGGACCAUUAGUCACUAUAACGUGGCAGAGUUUAUAAAACGUUCCAUCAACUUUAAGGUUACCAGAUUGUUGAAAUCUGUGAAUAAUGCCACUAUGUAUUUGGACUCUUUGAGAUGACAUUGGAUGAUUUCUCACUAGUUGCAUGGCUGUUCAACUAUCAGGUAUAUUCAUGAUCAUGAGAUUAUGCAAUUUCUUUUAAAAUACCUAUUGAUGGGUAAUUAGCACUAAAAUUAUAAUACAAACUCCAGCUCUAUGAAUAAACCUAAUAUUUAGACAUAUGGAUGCCAUAUUAUUUCUGUGAAGGCUCCGUUGGUUCCUGUUCUUGUCUUCUCUCACUAGCGUAAGGCGUAUGGCACUCUGCAUCCCGUUCGCACGUCGUAAAUU
This is a messenger RNA of Cydia pomonella (codling moth), 1015 nucleotides long. RefSeq lists its product as uncharacterized. Lineage: Eukaryota; Metazoa; Arthropoda; Insecta; Lepidoptera; Tortricidae. The transcript has 2 exons. The record is from RefSeq and is a predicted model, not a curated record. Bases 335 to 748 code for a protein of 137 amino acids.